Thunnus maccoyii (southern bluefin tuna) is the source of this 2854-nucleotide messenger RNA. It is a transcript of the gene hdac10, whose product is annotated as histone deacetylase 10. Gene Ontology annotation, biological process: chromatin organization. Gene Ontology annotation, molecular function: histone deacetylase activity. The transcript is spliced from 20 exons. NCBI's taxonomy places the organism in Eukaryota, Metazoa, Chordata, Actinopteri, Scombriformes, Scombridae. The coding region runs from base 176 to 2197 and encodes 673 amino acids. The record is from RefSeq and is a predicted model, not a curated record. Gene Ontology annotation, cellular component: histone deacetylase complex.
GCUAUCAAAUGGCUAGUUUGAUUUGAACUAUGACCGCGCUGUCAUAAAUGAGUCUUGUUGAUAACCUGAAGCAAAGUAACACUGGGAGCUUGUCCAGCGAAUUUCACAAAAGUUUGGUCAAAGCUGCUGUCUUUCUCUGUUCCUCGCUGCUUGAUUGUUCGGUGAACUACUGAAGAUGGGGACCGCAUUGAUUUACGAUGAGGAGAUGACCAAGUACAAACUGCUCUGGGUUGAUCCAGUGUGUAAGAUUGAGGUGCCCGAGCGUCUCACAGUGAGUCAUGACGCUUUGGUCAGGAGCGGUCUGGCUGAUCGCUGUGUAUCCAUACCUGUCCGGGAGGCCACGGACGCCGACAUUCUGCUGGUUCACAGUGAGGAAUACCUGGAGGCAGUGAAGAAGACCCCUUACUUGACUCUUGAAGACCUGAAGGAAUUCACCCUGCAAUAUGGUGACGUCUACUUCCACCCAAACAUCUAUCAUUGUGCCAAGCUGGCUGCAGGGGCCGCACUGCAACUGGUGGACAGUGUUAUGACGGGGAAGGUGAGGAAUGGCAUGGCUCUGGUCAGACCCCCAGGACAUCACAGUAUGCGCAGUGCUGCCAAUGGUUUCUGUGUCUUCAACAAUGUGGCCAUAGCAGCUAAAUAUGCCAAGCAAAAAUAUGGGCUUCAAAGGGUGUUGAUAGUUGACUGGGAUAUCCAUCACGGUCAAGGGGUGCAGUACUCCUUUGAAGACGAUCCGAGUGUGCUCUACUUCUCCUGGCACCGAUAUGAGCAUCAGAAAUUCUGGCCUCAACUUAGAGAAUCAGACUAUGACUGUGUUGGCAAAGAGAAAGGGGCUGGAUUCAACAUAAACGUACCCUGGAACAAGGUGGGAAUGCAGAACAGCGACUAUCUCGCCGUCUUCUCUCACGUCCUCCUGCCAGUCGCAUACGAGUUCUGCCCAGACUUGGUGUUGGUGUGUGCAGGCUUUGACUCUGCCAUCGGUGAUCCAGAGGGUGAAAUGUGUGCAACCCCUGAUAUCUUUGCCCACCUCACUCACCUCUUGAUGAACCUUGCAGGAGGCAAACUGUGUGCUGUGCUAGAGGGAGGGUACAACUUGACUUCCCUCGCCCAGUCUGUGUGUCAGACAGUUCACACUUUGCUCGGAGAUCCUGCACCUCGGCCUUCAAACAUCAACAGUCCCUGUAAAAGUGCACUGGAGUCCCUUCACUGUACACGUUCAGCUCAUAAGAAGUACUGGUCCUGCCUCAAAUAUGCAGCUGAUCUACCAGACUUUGAACUCAGCACUAAGCGCAUUAAACUGGCAGAAGAAGAAGAAGAAAAGCUGGAGAAGGGAGAAGAGGCAAUAACCAAAAAGGAAGAGGUGUGGCCAGAACCUCCGAAACGUGUCGCUCCUCUUGUUCGUACUGCCUUAGUGCUCCCUGACGGUGUGGCUUGCCCGGAUGGGUGUAAACGCUUCAGCUUAUCAGAGAAUCUCAACCCACUUAUAGCCAACAAACUCAGGGAGAACUUCCUCAAAGCUGCAGAUGACAGCGAUGCUCUCUCAACUUUGUCCACUCUCAUUGCCCUGGUAGAGAAAAUGGUGAAGAACGAGAUCUGCAGUGGCUUGGCACUGGUCCGUGACGUCUCCAUGGCGACGAUGUGUGUCGUCCAGCAUGCUGCAACCGCUCUCAGCAACCGCGUUUUGGUCGUGUGUGUUGGAGACGGGACGGUCCCGAGUCAAAUCACAGAGGAUGGGAAAUCACUGGUGGUGCAUAUCAGCAGGAAGGAACCAGAGGAACAGAAAUGCAAAUAUUACGUUCCUGUGUGUCUGAAGAAGGGCUCCAGUGAGGUAUCAGGGUUCCUACAGGCCAUGUUCGGCCUGCUUCUGCCUCUGGGGUACGAGUACGACCCCAGUCUGGUUCUGCUGGUUCGGAUGCCAGAUAGUGGGAUGUGUGACAGUGUUUGGCAACAGCUAACGGGCCUUCUGCAGGGCCUGGCACAAGGACACACUCUGGUCCUCAUGCAGGAAAGUGAGAAGGCUCGUGUCGACCCAACGGCCUCCUCACUCGUUGGGAAUGCUCCCCCUUCUCUGGGGCCGCUUCAUGCUCCUCUACCAGAAGAUGUGGAAUCGCUGGAGAGCCUCAGACGCAGGCUGCAGACUGACUGGAAACUGCUGCAGACCACAGCACCAGAAAGUGGAAGAGGUGACGACCACUGAAGCAACUCCUGCUCCUCUUUGUAAAAAUCAGAUGAAGAACAUUAAUCUAAUGUGUUGAUACCCUUUUAUACUUUUUUGUCAGUGUUAAAUCGAAACUGAGCCUAUAUUUGAUAUAUUCUGUCAUAAAAUAAACAGUAUGUCUCAGCAGACAUGAUCAGAAUACAUGGAAAUACUGUAAUGUUUUACACAAGGACAUAAUUACAUAAUGUGAUUAGGUGGGAUUGAUUGUGAAAUGGAUUGACAGGGCUUUUGAUUCACAGACUAACACAUUUAAAGGCUUGGCUAAUAUAUGGAGUAUAUGUGGUGAAGAUAAUCUAAGCUUUCUUGAGAAGUUCUGGUUGCUACUGUAGUAGGUGGACCUUUUUUAAAGGCCCUGAAAACUGGUUUUCUCAGCUUCUUACUGUGACUGAUGGGGUCCUACAUGAACACAUUUUCUGCCAGUUAAAAUAGUUUUUGGUUAUAUCACAUGACAGAUUUCAGUUCUUGUCAUUUUUUUCUCUGAGUUCUUCUCACUGGUUUGAAGUGGGUGAGGCUCAGUUGGAAAAAGCUGAUGUCAUUUACUUCUGAGUACGAAUCGGGGCUUUUUAAUGUUUGAAUCAAAGUCUGAUGACGGUUGUGAGAUUGUUUCUUAAUAAAUGAACUUUUUUCAAACUUUGA